This is a messenger RNA of Penicillium cinerascens, 864 nucleotides long. RefSeq names its product SDR family NAD(P)-dependent oxidoreductase. The annotation marks the transcript as partial. Lineage: Eukaryota; Fungi; Ascomycota; Eurotiomycetes; Eurotiales; Aspergillaceae. The transcript is spliced from 2 exons. The record is from RefSeq and is a predicted model, not a curated record. Gene Ontology annotation, molecular function: oxidoreductase activity. Gene Ontology annotation, cellular component: cytosol.
AUGGCACCACCAUCGCCCUCGUACACCAAGGUCAUUCACUCCACCACAUAUGCUGGCAUCAAUCCAACGCAGCCCAGCCUCUCGACUGCGGGCAAGGUUGUGUUGAUUACUGGCGCAUCGGGCGGCAUCGGGCGGGCCACAGCCUUGUCCUUUGCUGCAUCGGGCCCCCGAGCCCUCAUCCUUCUCGGUCGACGCGCCGACGCCCUGGCGGAAACCGCCACGAUUUUCGGCGCCAGCCACGCAGAGGUGACCAUCCAAACCCAUGAGGCUGAGCUGUGCGAUGCCUCGAGCGUACGCAAUGCCAUGAACAAGGUGGCUGCCGAGUUUGGCGGCAUCGACAUCCUCGUCCACUGUGCCGGUGUUCUGGCCCCCGUUGUUCCGCUUCUGGAAGCUGAUCCGGCUACUUUCCUGGAUGGCUACAAGACUACCGUUGUCGGUACGCUGGUGACGGCGCAGGCUGUCAUCCUGGCAAACAAAACAGUCAGCCCAAACGAGGACAAGCCAGUCACCUUUAUCAAUCUGACCACGGCCGGCAUCAUAUUCCCCCCGUUCGCCGGCAUGGGUGCCUAUGUGAGCAGUAAAAUGGCCGCUGUCAAGGUCUUACAGUCUUUUGCCGCCGAGAACCCGCACGUGCGUCUUCACAAUGUGCAUCCCGGAUUCCUUGAAACGGCUAUGUCUGCUAAGCUGUCCGAGUCGGUAAAAUUGCCAUUUGCCUUUGAUGACAUCUCUCUUCCCGCCGAUUUCCUUGUCUGGAUUGUCUCCCCCGAAGCAGACUUUCUUAGAAACAAGAUCGUCUUCGCCUCUUGGGACGUUGAUGAGCUCAAGGCUCGCAAGAAGGAGAUUGUCGGUGGCCCGCCGGGAACU